AUGAACCCCGCCGCCUCGGAGCCCGUCGCGCUCAGCCAGUCGCAGUUCUCCCCCAACGCCAGCGCGGUGUAUCCGCCUGCCGCGCAGCAUAACACGGCCGUGAUCGGGUCGUUGGCGACAGUAAGUGUCUUCCUCGCGAGCGACCCCCUCCUUUGGCCCUCCUUCUAUCCCUCCUUCUCUCGGACCUCUCAGACGAUCACCAGCACCGGACGACGAGCUAACCACCAGCUCACGGCGUGCUUCGCCGGUCUCGUCGCCGGCAUUCUCGGUCUGACGAAUCUCGCCGGUUUCGGACUAUACCUCCUCACCGCCAUCGUUACGGGUCUCACGAUCGCGGCGGUCAAGAUGCACGGCAACGUGGGGCGGUACGCUGUGCAGGCGCACGCCUCGUCGGGGCCGCUGGGAGCAGCCAAUGUGUCCGCCUGGCGUGGGUGGGUCGAGACCAUGGGUCUGGGGCAGGAGAAUCUGCUCGGAUUCCUGCUCUUCUGGAUCGGAGGGUAUGCGCUUGUGCAUGAGUAG
This is a messenger RNA of Trichosporon asahii var. asahii CBS 2479, 519 nucleotides long. RefSeq lists its product as uncharacterized. The coding region runs from base 1 to 519 and encodes 172 amino acids. The transcript is spliced from 3 exons. Gene Ontology annotation, biological process: autophagosome assembly; protein folding in endoplasmic reticulum. The record is from RefSeq and is a predicted model, not a curated record. NCBI's taxonomy places the organism in Eukaryota, Fungi, Basidiomycota, Tremellomycetes, Trichosporonales, Trichosporonaceae. Gene Ontology annotation, cellular component: membrane; EMC complex; endoplasmic reticulum.